AUGCGCCGUGGCAGCUCGUCCCUCGUUGGCGCGUCUCGGCGCCUCUCCUCGGAGGCCGCAUUUCUCCGACGGCGAUCAGCCAACCACGCGCCGCUCACGCCGCUCACCUUCCUCGCUCGCGCCGCCGACGUCUAUCCCGACCGAGUAGCCAUCGUCUACGACGACUGGGCCGCCUCUCCCGCGGCGGAGCGGACGCCGGCCACUGAGCGGACGUGGGCGGAGACCUCCGAGCGUGUGGGUCGCCUUGCCUCUGGCUUGCGGCACCGCUUCGGCGUCGAGCGCGGCGACACGGUGGCGGUGCUCUCGCCAAACACGCCGGCUUUCCUCGAGGCGCACUUUGGCGUCAUGGCGGCGGGCGCAGUGAUCAACCCGAUCAACACGCGGCUCGACGCGCCUGCGCUGGCCUACAUUCUGCGCCACUCCGCCGCUAAGGUACUGCUCGCCGACUCUGCGCACGCGACGACAGUCGAAGAGGCGCUCUCGGAGCUCGAGCUGGCAGAGCGGCCGCGGCUGGUCUCGCUCGUUGACACGGUGGCCGGGCCGCACGCGGGCGGCGGAGGGGGCGGGUGGGGGGAGGAGUGCGAGUACGAGGAGCUGCUGGCCGGAGGCUCCCCGGAGGAGCCAUGGCGGUACCCGGAGGACGAGUGGGAGACGCAGGCGCUCAACUACACGAGCGGCACCACCGGCAGGCCGAAGGGGGUGCUGUUCUCCCACCGCGGCGCGGCGCUGAACUCGAUCAACAACGCGCUCAUCUGGAGCCUGCCGCAGCACCCAUCCUACCUUUGGACCUUGCCCCUCUUCCACUGCAGCGGCUGGUGCUUCCCGCACACCGUCACGCUGCAGGCGGGGACUCACGUCUGCCUGCGCUCUGUGGACCCCGCUGCCGUCUUCGCCGCUAUCCUCUCACAGCGCGUCUCGCAUCUCUGCGGCGCCCCCGUCGUCGCAAACAUGCUGCUGCAUGCGCCCGGCGCCGCGCACUUCGGCGCAGCGCUGACCAGCGCCGCGGCGGGCGGCGGCCAGCGGGUCAAGAUGCUCUGCGCCGGCGCGCCGCCGCCCGCGGCGGUGCUGGAGGCGAUGGAGGGGCUGGGUGUCGAGGUGACGCACGUGUACGGCCUCACCGAGUCGUACGGCCCCGCGGUGGCGUGUUCGUGGCAGGACGCGUGGGCGGGGCUGCCGCCGCGGGAGCGUGCGGAGCUCAUGGCACGGCAGGGGCAUCGGUACCCCCUCCUCGAGGGCCUCGACGUCGCGGUGGAGGCGGAGGCGGGCGGCGAGGCGGCGGGCGGCGAGGCGGCGGGCGGCGAGGCGGCGGGCGGCGGCGGUUUCGGGCCGCGGUACCUCGCGGACGAGGGCGCGACGGAGGAGGCGCUCGGGAGUGGCUGCCUUCCUGUAGGCGACCUCGCGGUGGUCCACCCUUCUGGGUACCUCGAGAUCAAGGACCGCGCCAAGGACAUCAUCAUCUCAGGCGGCGAGAACAUCUCGACAGUCGAGGUCGAGGCCGUGCUGUACCGGCACCCGGCGGUGCUCGAGGCGAGCGUCGUGGCGAGGCCGCACCCGCACUGGGGCGAGACGCCGUGUGCUUUUGUCACGCUGCGGGAGGGGCACCGCUGGGAAGAAGGCGGCGGCGGCGGCGGCGGCGGCGGCGGCGGCGGCGGCGGCGGCGUGACGAGCGAGGCGGAGAUCGUCGAGUUUUGCCGCGCGCGGCUCGCCCACUUCAAGGCGUUUGUGGGUAGUGAAUCCAUUGGUUACGGCGGCCGGGGUGGUUGCGCUGACCGCGCGGUUUCGCCCGCGUCCAGGCGCCGCGCUACGUGGUUCAGCUGCCGGGCGGGAUGCCGCAGCCGUCUCGAUGGGCAUGUGUGGAGGUGGGGGUGCUCACCGCUUGGUGAUGGGCCAUAG
Messenger RNA from Emiliania huxleyi CCMP1516, 1893 nucleotides. RefSeq lists its product as hypothetical. The transcript is spliced from 9 exons. The record is from RefSeq and is a predicted model, not a curated record. Bases 1 to 1893 code for a protein of 630 amino acids. NCBI's taxonomy places the organism in Eukaryota, Haptophyta, Isochrysidales, Noelaerhabdaceae.